Molecule: messenger RNA, 2144 nt
Organism: Hyaloscypha bicolor E
Lineage: Eukaryota; Fungi; Ascomycota; Leotiomycetes; Helotiales; Hyaloscyphaceae
Exons: 4
Coding region: 28-1986 (652 amino acids)
Source: RefSeq, a predicted model, not a curated record
CUCAAUUUGAUCCCGAUUCUGGAAAUUAUGUCCCUCGUUUUGAAAAGCAAUAUCGCGCAAGCUAGCGCUAUGCGACCAAUGUCCCAAGGCGAGCCUCCGCCAGUCAGAAAAUUUCUACCAGCAGUUGGCGCCAUGAAAUUUUGGGCCACAAUAUUCCAAAAGUCAAUGGUACUUUUCAAGGAAAGAUACGAGGAACCCAGGCCGCGAAUCAUUGAUAAACGUACAUACUGUAUUCGAGGCAAGACAGAUUGGUUGGGUGUCUAUGAUGAGCUCGAAGCAGCUCGACAGGUGUGGAAGGGGAAAGGCUUUAUGGGAGACGUGAAGAAAGGCAUGCGGGCAGUUUUAGAAAGAGUUCAAGUCCUACGCCAACCCAUUAACUUGGGAUCCGACAUAGAAUUUGUGUCUCCCGUCUUUGCGGCUAUACAAAUCAUUGUAGACGCUGCGAAAGAGGCUUCCAAAGUACGGGCCGGAGUUUCAGAUGCCUCAGGUGGUGAUCUGGAGGAAAAGUUUGGACUUAUCGAGCAGUUUCUCGCUAUAUUUGAAAAUGAUGAAGUUGUCGAAGGCGCGUCCGUAAAUCUGAUAGCGUCCAUAUUGAAGGCAGUGGAAGAUGUAAUUGGAUAUUACACAAAGAAUAUGUUGCUGAAGGGCGGAGCCGCAUUGCUUCGUGGGGAGGAUUACUACAAAUAUCUUAAAGAAAGCCAGGAACGGAUCAAAUUGAGUUGUGAGAGUCUCAUUCUACAAGCCAAAACCUCUGACAUGUGUCGGACGCGACAACUAUGGAACAAAGUGGACGAAGGUGCGUGGUUCAAAUUCAUCCCGAUAUUUGGCGAGAUACUGAGAUUGAUCAUAAUGACUAUUCUCUGUCCAGGCUACAGAGAACUGAUGGCAGAGCAACAGAAGCUUAACCACGACCAACAAAUCGUGAAGGAUAAUACUCAGGAGAUAUUAGAAUACCAACAGCGCGAGGCGACCAAGCUGAAUGAGGUGAUAGGCCUACUUGAGGGCUAUCAACGCAACCUAGACCAGCACCAGAAUUUGCUACUCCAUGGAAACGGGCAGAUUAAUGCACUUAACAAGCAGACUGCAUACUCCAACACUCCUUCCAUCGACGCAUUGGACAUCAAGCGUUGGACGCCGUCGCCUCAGCCACAGCUGGCUCCAGUUGUGUGGAUAACGCAACGUGAGCUGCGGACUCUUCUUGGCGUUCUAGACCUGGACGAGGUUGACACGAAAUAUAUCAAACAACGAGGAGGACAAUAUCCUGACAACCACCGAGCACGAGUCGAGCAGCUCGUCACUACCGCCCAAUUCCGUGAAUGGAUUGGUACCGCUGCUUCACACAUACUUCUAAUACAUGGGGACUUUGGUGAACCAUCUAAGCAUUAUGUCUCGGCUCUGUCGCUGUUCUGUACCACCAUUGUAGAAGCCUUGAGAAGAAUGAAUCGAUUUCUUCCCCUUGUCUUCUUUUGCGGCAGCCACCUUGAUACCAGGGAUGGCCCUAUAGGUGGCGAGGGAAUCAUCAAGAGUCUAGUUGCACAGCUCCUUCGACAACAGAUUUUCGACACGAGACAGCUACACCAAGAAAUCGAUCUAAACAAAGUCAACAGUGGAGACGUUGUUGAGCUCUGUGUCUGGUUUCGCUGGCUAGCUCGGCGAGUUCCCGAGAAUGUAACGUUGUUCUGCUUGAUCGAUGGGAUUAUUCUAUACGAGCGAUCCGACUAUGAGUACACUAUGGGACAAGUUUUGGCAUAUCUUCUGGAGCUAACCAGAGACUUGAGCAUUCGUAGUAUCUUGAAGGUUCUCAUCACUAGCCCAGGGGCAACUGCCAAGGUACGCCAGCAUCCAGCCUUUUACGGUGGCAAUAAUAUUCUCUCAAUGGCUACCAUGUCACCAUUGGGACAGGGUUCGAGUGAAGCGCGGCUUGCAAGACAGCUGGGAGAGAAUUUGGGCGAUCUUCGCCCGGGGAGCCUUCUUAUCGGCUCUUAACCUGUUAGAAUCUCUACGAUUUCUCCUUGAUGGCAGUUUCUCCUUCAUAACGUAGUACUUAGUCGAUGAGGAAACAUAUUGACAACACCCACACCCCGCCCCAAAGUUGUUUAUACGGAAUGUCACGCGGUAAAAUUCCUUGGCUACUCAAAUUCGGC